UCCCUGCGGGUGGGUGGCUGGGUGAAGCGGAGCCUGCCUUGGGGAGAACUGAGGCGAGGGCCCUUCCUGAGGGGGACUCGUUGAGGGAAACGUGCAAUACGAAUAAGAUGGCCUCUACUACCGACCAGCCCAUGGAGGGCACAUCGGGCAGCAGCCAAACGCGUCCGGAGAAGUUGGUUAAACCCAAGCCGUUGCUGCUGCAACUUCUGAAGCUUGCUGGUGCAGAAAAGGAGACUUUUACUAUGAAGGAGGUAAUGUUCUAUAUUGGUCAAUAUAUUAUGUCUAAACGUUUGUAUGAUGAAAAGCAGCAACAUAUGGUCCACUGUGCAAAUGAUCUUCUGGGUGAUAUCUUUGGAGUACAGAGUUUUUCUAUAAAAGAAUGCAGGCAACUACGUUUGAUGAUUUCUAAAAACCUGACAGCAGUCAGUCAGCAAGGCUCUGGUAAUUUUAACACAUCUGUGAAUCACUCCAGGUGGCAAGUAGAAAAUGGAAAUACCACAAAGGAAUCAGUGCAAGAAUCCAGUGAAGCCAGUUCUUCUAGAAGAACACACAGUGAAACAGGUUCUGGUAAUUUUAACACAUCUGUGAAUCACUCCAGGUGGCAAGUAGAAAAUGGAAAUACUAUAAAGGAAUCGGUGCAAGAAAUCAGUGAAGCCAGUUCUUCUAGGAGAAGAACACACAGUGAAACAGAAGAAAGUCCUUUAGAAGAUAAGAAUGAAAGACUGAAACGGCAUAGAUCAGAAAGCAUUUCCCUUACAUUUGAUGAAAGUCUUUCAUGGUGUGUAGUAAGCGGUUUAUCUUGUGAUCUUAGCAACAUCAGCAGUUCCACAGGCUCUUCAUCAAGUCCGGAUCAUGACAGCUGGCUGGAUGAGGAUUCUGUUUCAGAUCAAUUCAGUGUUGAGUUUGAGGUUGAAUCUAUCUGUUCAGAAAACUACAGUACCAAUGAAGAAGAACCUUGCAUAUUUGUGUAAUUGGAAUCUCUAAACAUUUUCUUACAUCAGAUGUAUGAGGUAACUAUAUAUGAGACUGAAGACAGUGAUGUGGAUUCAUUUGAUGAUGAUCCUGAAAUUUCAUCAGGUGAUUAUUGGAAAUGCUCCAAGUGCAAUAAAAUGAACCCGCCUCUUCCACGCCAUUGCCCAAAAUGCUGGGCUCUUCAGGAAGACUGGCUUCCUGAGAAGAAGACCGAAAAGUCUGUAGAGGGCAAAAUUGAAAUUGACACACCACUGGAUCCUGCAGAGGGCUUUGAUGUUCCUGACUGUAAGAAAGGGAAAACACCUGAAGAUGAUGAAGUGAAGGAAGACUCAGAACAGAGCUCUGAAUCUCAGAAAAGUGAGGACUAUUCUCAGCCAUCUACAUCUAGCAGUAUGCUUUGUGGAAGCCAAGAAGAACCUGAGAACGAAGAGGCUGAAAUCAAAGAAGAAAGCACUGAUUCAGUUUUACCCCUUACUGGUGCGGAGCCCUGUGUCAUAUGCCAAACUCGGCCCAAAAAUGGUUGCAUAGUGCACGGAAGGACAGCCCUCCUGUCAUGUUUCACAUGUGCAAAAAAGUUAAAGAAGCGGAACAAGCCUUGUUUGGUCUGCAGGCAGCCAAUUGAGAGGAUCCUGUUAACUUAUUUUUGCUAGCUGAGAUACAGUACAAGCAGAAUUGCUUCAAGAAUUCCUACAGCCCUAAAAUAAAAUUUUGUACAAAAAAUAUUGAAAGUUUACAAAAGUUUUUAUACCUUCAUCACAGGAUUUUCCUACAAGAGACUUAACAUUGCACUGAAACUGAUGGGUUUAAUUGUAAUGUUCACAACCUCCUUUUUAGCCCCAGUAGCAAACAAUUAGCCCAAGCAAAGUGAUGUAUGGAAGCAUGGCAACAAAUGAACGGAUUUAGUGUUUGUGGUGAGAUCUUUUUAGUCUUAUUCUUGCUGUCCAAAUCUUCUGUUUCUAAAAAUUGCACUCUUUAUUCAGAAAAGAGAUUGAAAUUACAGCAUUUUUUUAAAAAGUGUACUAGCUUCCGCUGUCUUUUCAACCAUGCUUUAAGACUAUAUACAUCUUGCAUUUACAGAAAAAUGAUUUUAGUCAAAAGGCUGUAGGGCAAACCCUGUGCAGAGAGACUCUUGGUCUUGGGCCACUGCAGAUACUACACUGAUAAUAUCUUAACUCUGGUUAAGGGAUCAGAAGCAAGCUGUGGGACUGGGGGUAUUUCUUUCGCCUCCUCUCUGGAAUCCAUUGCACUUUAAGUGGUUAUUAGCAGAAACAGAACCUAUUUCUCUCUCAAGCAUGGUUUGAAUCCAAGGUAGAUGGAAGCCUGGUUAGUGUCUCUUUUUUAAAAUAAAUAUUUUACUUAAGUUUUCGAGAAUACAAAUUAACCUAGUUUCAUUCCCCUUUUAUUGCUUUGUCUUCAUACAUUUUUUCCUCCAUUUGUGUAUAUGAAGACUGUUCAAUCACUUGCAGUUUGGGGUGGCAGGUUGUGCCAGUGCAGCUUUGUUAGUGUUAAUGCCAAUGUUUGCACAUACGUGGUUACGGCAGGAGGAAUGAAUUUGCUCUGGGGCCAGGUAGAAAGCAGCAUUUUAAAUGAAGAGUUAACAGAUUUUCAGCACUAAAUCACCAGUUUCCCUUUCUGGAAGCCUACACCCUUUUGCCAGGCCUGCAACACAGAGCAUUAGAAGUGUUUUUUAAUGGGGGAAAUCAGUAUUCCCUGGAUGAUGGAAAAUAAUAGCUAGUGUGCAAAUUCCAGUGAAGAGUGUUUAAAGGGGUUAUUUGAAUCAUAGCCACCAUAUCUGCAUUUCUCUGCUAAAGGUUUAAAGUCUGUUAAACUGAAAUUAAAUUUUGUUUUCAUCCUCAAAUAUUAUGUGAAAACUUGGUCAAAGAGCAGAUUUUUAAAUGUAUAUUCUUAGUCUCGUUGGCGAGAGACAACAUUCCAUUUUUUCCAGUGUAAUGGGUUUAGUUCAUUUGAGCAAAACAUAAAAUAUUGAAAUUCGGUGCAAUAAAUGUACAAAAUUUGAAUUAAACAAAUCCCCCGUUUUCAGUAAA
Messenger RNA from Lacerta agilis (Sand lizard), 3017 nucleotides. RefSeq names its product MDM2 proto-oncogene (gene MDM2). Lineage: Eukaryota; Metazoa; Chordata; Lepidosauria; Squamata; Lacertidae. The record is from RefSeq and is a predicted model, not a curated record. Gene Ontology annotation, cellular component: nucleus. Gene Ontology annotation, molecular function: identical protein binding; ubiquitin protein ligase activity. Gene Ontology annotation, biological process: negative regulation of apoptotic process; regulation of cell cycle.